Messenger RNA from Canariomyces notabilis, 1026 nucleotides. RefSeq names its product anion-transporting ATPase. Gene Ontology annotation, biological process: post-translational protein targeting to endoplasmic reticulum membrane. Lineage: Eukaryota; Fungi; Ascomycota; Sordariomycetes; Sordariales; Chaetomiaceae. The transcript is spliced from 2 exons. The record is from RefSeq and is a predicted model, not a curated record. Bases 1 to 1026 code for a protein of 341 amino acids. Gene Ontology annotation, molecular function: ATP hydrolysis activity; ATP binding. Gene Ontology annotation, cellular component: GET complex.
AUGUCAGCCGCUCUCGUCAAUGUCGACGACACCGAGGCGAUGGAGCCUACACUGCAGUCCAUCCUGGACCAGCGGUCGCUGCGGUGGAUCUUCGUCGGCGGCAAGGGUGGUGUGGGCAAGACAACGACAUCGUGCAGUCUUGCGAUCCAACUGGCUAAGGUGCGCCGCUCGGUGCUGCUGAUCUCGACCGACCCCGCGCACAACCUCAGCGAUGCCUUUAGCCAAAAAUUCGGCAAGGAGGCCCGGCUGGUUGACGGGUUUGACAAUCUGAGCGCCAUGGAGAUCGACCCCAACGGCAGCAUUCAGGACCUACUGGCUGGUCAGGCCGGCAGUGACGCCGGGAUGGGCGACUUGGGCGGGAUGGGGGGCAUGAUGCAGGAUUUGGCGUUUGCUAUUCCCGGCAUUGACGAGGCCAUGUCAUUCGCAGAAGUCCUCAAGCAGGUCAAAUCACUCUCGUACGAGACCAUCAUCUUCGACACAGCCCCGACAGGGCACACGCUUCGCUUCCUGCAGUUCCCUUCGGUCCUCGAGAAGGCGCUCGCCAAAAUCUCGCAGCUCUCCAGCCAAUACGGCCCGCUGCUGAACGGUUUCCUCGGUAGCAACGGGACACUCCCCAACGGGCAGAAUCUCAACGAGAUGAUGGAGAAGCUCGAGACGCUGCGGGCGACAAUCUCCGAGGUCAACACACAGUUCAAGGACGAGCGCCUGACGACCUUUGUGUGCGUAUGCAUUCCGGAGUUCCUGUCGCUGUACGAGACGGAGCGUAUGAUCCAGGAGCUGGCCAGCUACGGCAUCGACACGCACAGCAUCGUUGUCAACCAACUCCUCUUCCCCAAACCAGGCUCCGAUUGCGAGCAGUGCACAGCCCGCCGUCGUAUGCAGAAGAAGUACCUGGACCAGAUCGAGGAGCUCUAUGACGAGUUCAAUGUUGUGAAGAUGCCGCUCCUUGUCGAGGAGGUGCGCGGCAAGGAGAGGCUAGAGAAGUUUAGCGAGAUGCUGGUCAAGCCCUUUGUUCCACCGUCUUAG